AUGUGUAGAGGUCGACAAAGCACGUCAGACUGGGGCAUCGGUGGGGUCUUGAUACAACGUCUUUCGAUCUCACUCUGUCGUGAUUUGUGUCGUCGCACCAAGUCCAUCGACGAGGGGCCCAUCAUGAUGCUGGGUGAAGCAUUUGCGAAAUCAACGCCGUGCGCUCGGUUCGCCUCGUCUUGCGCGGACGACUCGCCUUGCACUUGCAAAUCAUCAAGAGCCACUCCGGCAUUGACUCACUUCCGGCUCAUUGAGCCACCGCUUCGCCGCAAGACCAGGGCUUUCCCCGCGUCGGCGAACCGGGCUGGCCUCGGCAUCGCAACCACCAAAACCUCGGACUGUACCCUCCGCGGCGUAGCGUUGGACGAAGCCGACGAAUGUCACUCUGCCCGCGCCCUCUCCCUCCGCAGUCGCCCUGCCCAGACGUGA
Molecule: messenger RNA, 429 nt
Organism: Purpureocillium lilacinum
Lineage: Eukaryota; Fungi; Ascomycota; Sordariomycetes; Hypocreales; Ophiocordycipitaceae
Source: RefSeq, a predicted model, not a curated record